Molecule: messenger RNA, 1859 nt
Organism: Aspergillus piperis CBS 112811
Lineage: Eukaryota; Fungi; Ascomycota; Eurotiomycetes; Eurotiales; Aspergillaceae
Product: karyopherin alpha
Exons: 3
Coding region: 213-1859 (548 amino acids)
Biological process (GO): NLS-bearing protein import into nucleus
Cellular component (GO): nucleus; cytoplasm; nucleoplasm
Molecular function (GO): nuclear import signal receptor activity; protein binding
Source: RefSeq, a predicted model, not a curated record
AUCUCAGCUUUGCGCUUGUCCUUUCUUCCUUUGUCUAGCCUCUUUCUCUAUCCCCUUAUUUAGCUUGCUGGGAUUCCCAUCUCCCACAUCUUGCUAUUUACUUCAUCUUCUUCUUUUCCCCCUCCAUCUCCUUUUCUCUCCCCCCCAUUUCUUAAGCUAAUACACCCGGUUGUGGUGCGCUUUGUUUUCACCCCUCUGUGUCCCAAGCAACCAUGGCCGAGCGCUACAUCCCCGAGCAUCGUCGCACUCAGUUCAAGGCCCGGAACCAGUUCCGGCCUGACGAGCUCCGUCGUCGUCGUGAGGAACAACAGGUUGAAAUCAGAAAGCAGAAGAGAGAUGAGAAUUUGGCCAAGAGGAGAGGUAUCCAGACCCGCGAUGGCGGCAUUGGUGUGGGCGGCGGCGUAGCUGCCGAGAGUGACGAUGAGGCCAGCGCCAUCGAGAGUGAGCUUAAUGUGGAGCUCCCCGAGAUGGUUAAGGGCGUCUUCUCCGAUCAGAUUGACCAGCAGAUCCAAGCCACCACCAAGUUCAGGAAAUUGCUCUCCAAGGAGCGCAACCCUCCCAUUGAGCGUGUCAUCGAGACCGGUGUCGUGAGCCGCUUCGUUGAAUUCCUCCGAUCCCCCCACACUCUUGUUCAGUUCGAAGCCGCUUGGGCUUUGACCAACAUUGCCUCCGGUUCCGCCCAACAGACCCAGGUCGUUAUCGAGGCUGGUGCUGUGCCGAUCUUCUGCGAGCUCCUGAGCAGCCCUGAGCCCGAUGUUCGUGAGCAGGCCGUCUGGGCCCUUGGUAACAUUGCGGGUGACAGCCCUCAAUGCCGUGACUUUGUCCUUAACGCCGGUGCUCUGCGUCCUCUGCUGAACCUCAUCAACGAUGGUCGGAAGCUGAGCAUGCUGCGCAACGCUACCUGGACCCUGAGCAACUUCUGCCGCGGCAAGACGCCUCAGCCUGAUUGGAACACCAUUGCCCCCGCUCUUCCUGUCCUUGCUAAGCUCAUCUACAUGCUUGAUGAUGAGGUCCUGAUUGAUGCUUGCUGGGCCAUCUCCUACCUGUCCGAUGGCGCCAACGACAAGAUCCAGGCUGUCAUCGAGGCCGGCAUCCCCCGCCGUCUUGUCGAGCUCCUCAUGCACGCCUCGACCUCGGUCCAGACCCCCGCUCUCCGGUCGGUUGGUAACAUCGUCACUGGUGACGAUGUCCAGACCCAGGUCAUCAUCAACUGCGGUGCUCUUCCCGCCCUCCUUGCUCUGCUGAGCUCCACCAAGGACGGUAUCCGUAAGGAGGCGUGCUGGACUAUCUCCAACAUCACUGCUGGUAACUCCAGCCAGAUCCAGGCCGUCGUCGACGCCGGCAUUAUCCCUCCCUUGAUCAACCUGCUGGCGAACGGUGACUUCAAGACGCGUAAGGAGGCCUGCUGGGCCAUCUCCAACGCCACCUCCGGUGGUCUGCAGAAGCCUGACCAGAUCCGCUACCUUGUGUCCCAGGGAUGCAUCAAGCCCCUGUGCGACCUUCUUGCUUGCCCUGACAACAAGAUCAUCCAGGUUGCUCUGGACGGUCUGGAGAACAUCCUUAAGGUCGGCGAGAUGGACAAGGAGGCUGGCCAGGCUGAGGCAAACGUCAACCGCUAUGCCCUGUUCAUCGAAGAGGCCGGUGGUAUGGAGAAGAUCCAUGACUGCCAGAACAACGCCAACGAGGAGAUCUACAUGAAGGCGUACAACAUCAUCGAGAAGUACUUCUCUGAUGAGGACGAGGCUGGUGACAUUGAUGAGGUUGCUCCUCAGCAGACCCAGACUGGAUUCGCCCUCGGCACCACGCAACAGCAGGGCGGGUUCAACUUCGCCAACGGUGGUGACUCCAUGGAUAUGUAA